Molecule: messenger RNA, 834 nt
Organism: Acaromyces ingoldii
Lineage: Eukaryota; Fungi; Basidiomycota; Exobasidiomycetes; Exobasidiales; Cryptobasidiaceae
Product: 3-oxoacyl-reductase
Exons: 5
Coding region: 1-834 (277 amino acids)
Source: RefSeq, a predicted model, not a curated record
AUGAGCGACAAGAUCGAGCCAACGGGAUUCUCGGGCAAGCCGCGCCUCGCAUCAAAGGUCUGUGUCAUCACAGGUGCCGUGGGAGGCAUCGGACAAGCAACCGUGGUGCGCUUCGUGGAGGAGGGUGCAAAGGCCGUCAUCAUCAGCGAUCUCAACAAGAAGGCAUGUGAUGAGCUCGUCGAGAAGGUCAAGGCGAACCUUCAGCAACUGGCUUGGCCGGGCCUCGAGCCGAUCACGGAGCUGUACGCUAUCCAGUGUGACGUGACCAAAGAGGAGGAUCAAGCAAGGCUGUUCCAAGAGACGCUCGACAAGUUCGGAUCGGUCGAUGUUGCAGUGGCCAAUGCGGGCAUUGGAUCGCCCCAAGCUCCUCUCGAGGAAACGUCUCUCGGCUUGUUCAAGAAGAUGUUUGACAUCCACACGACGGGCGUCUGGCUCACGACCAAGUACGCUGCCAAGGCAAUGCAGGUCAACAAAGAAGGCGAAGGCAAAGGAUCUAUCAUCAUUAACAUCAGCGUGGGAGGCCUGAUUGCCGAAUCGAACUUUUCGCCCUACAUUGCAUCCAAGUGGGGUGCAAGGGGCGUUGGACUAGCUCUGGCAAAGGAGCUGGGUCCAAAGGGCAUCCGCGUCAACAAUGUCCAUCCUGGCAUCGUCGACACUCCACUGGCAACUGACUGCUGGAAGCCCGAAGUGGCACAAGCCAUUCGUGAGGCCUCGACUCUGCGGCGAUCUGCGACAGCGGUGGAAGUUGCAAACGCCUUUGUCUUUCUCGCUUCCGGAGAGAGCUCUUACGUGGCUGGCGCCACGCUGGGGGUCCACGGCGCAAUGGUGGCCUAG